Messenger RNA from Funneliformis geosporum, 525 nucleotides. NCBI's taxonomy places the organism in Eukaryota, Fungi, Glomeromycota, Glomeromycetes, Glomerales, Glomeraceae. The record is from the annotation of a GenBank genome assembly.
AUGACUUUAAGCGAAAGUAAUAGCAAUUAUACAGAAACUUUAGAGGAGACCACAACCAUAAUAGUUCAACCUUCUUCUCCUACUCCCUCAAACUCCUCUUCUACAAGUACCACCAAAAAAGAAAAUGAGGGUACAAAUGGAAGUUCAAGUUCUUCAAAUAGUACUGUAGGAGGAGGAAAAUCAGCAAAGAAUGUACCUAGUUCUACACCAGCAAUAAAUAUUUUUUCAAAUGAUGGUAGUUUCUUGGAUAGAUUCAAAAAAAUGAAGGCCGAGGAGGAUGAAAAAAAGAAACAACUUGAGGCUUUAGAAAGAAAGAAGGCUUUUGAAGAUCGAAUUAAAAACCGCGGAAAACGUAAGAAUCAACCUACGGAUGAAGAGCCGGAUUCUAAACGCGUUAUUCUAGAAGACAAUGAUCGUGAAGAAGUACUAGAUCCAAAGGCUAAUGCAUAUUUAAAGGAAAUGCAAAAAUAUAAUGAAAGAUUAUGUAAAGAUGAUGCAGGUCAUGUUCGUCCGUUGGUAAAAUAA